AUGAUGGGAUUUGCAAAUGAUUUCGGCCUCCCUCCGCUUUGUGCGAUGGAGGACACGCUAGAGUCGUACCCCUUCGGUGUCGCGGCGCCCAAUGAACCCUCCUUUACACUUGCGCCCGAGCAUUCGGCCGUUGGGGGAACUGCCAAGCAGCCCUGGGUCCCCGAGAGCCCAAGGGACGUUAUUCCCCUGGCCUUUCGCCCGUCUUCCCGGCUGGAUUUUGUGGACCGACCGGGCUCAUAUCGCUAUCCAUCUUCAUCAUCGUCAUCCCGCGAAGUACAGGGCUCAGCUGGCAAAGUUGCUAUUCCCCGCAUAACGUGCGACAGCAGCAAGUCGCAAGUCCGGCGGUGCACAAAAGCCUGUGGACCAUGUCGGCAGCGGAAGAUCAAGUGUGACGGGAACAAACCGGUCUGCCGACCGUGUGUAGACCGCAAUGUCAGUUGUUUCUAUACAGAUGUUAAGCGGGUUCGCGACCGCAAGCAACUAUCGGUCCUGCAGAGGAAGGUCGAGCAAUAUGAGCGGCUGUUACAUGAUUUGGAGGAGGUCGACGGGAAUGUGGCUAGGCGUGUUCGAACGGCUCUCAGGGGGUUCGAUGCAACGUCUGCUACUGCUGAUGACGGCGAUUCCGACUCUUCGAAUUCCUCAGUCGGGUCGCUGAACGGGCUAGACUUAGUCCAGGAGGACUUGAACCGAAGCGAAAAGUCCGUCGCUACCGGAUUCUUUGGGAAAAACUCGGAGGUAGCGUGGAUGCAGGGGCUUGAAGAUGAAGCAAAGAAUCGAAGCUGGAGGAAAGCAGAAUCACUGGAUUCCGAGGCCAGUAAGGCUGUCAGGAUCCGACUGCCACUUCCAUGCUCGCAGAUGCAGAGCACAGAGAUUUCAGCGAUCACCUUUUACUUGGACGAUAUCAGUCUCCCGUUGUUGGACUCGGUUGAUCCGUACGAACUUCCGCCGAAGGGUCUUGCUGACCAGUUUUUCACAGCAUACGUGGAGUCGGUCCAUCCUUCGUUCAACGUUGUCCGGAAGACGGCCUUUGUACUCCAGUACCAGCGGUUCUUCAGUCAACCGACCCACCCCUCGCGACGUUGGCUGGCCAUUUUGAACAUGAUCUUCGCUAUUGGGUGUCGGUAUUGUCAAGCCGUGAACGGCGGAGCAGACGGCGAUUACGACGAUCUCGUGUAUAUGAACCGGGCGCGAAAGCUGGCCCUGGAUGAAGGUUAUAUCUUCAAACAUGCCGAUCUUCAGCAAGUACAGGUCGAGUUCCUGAUGGCGCUAUAUCUCGUUAGCAAAUAUCAGAUCAAUAGGGCAUUUACGUUCUCCGGUAUGGCAUUCCGGUCCGCCAUAUCGCUGGGAAUCAACCUGCGCUUUGUGGACGGUCAAACGGAAUAUCCCGCCAAAGAGGCUCGUAUUCGGCUGUGGUGGUCGAUCUUCCUCCUCGAGCAUCUCCUUACGGCGGUCACUGGCCGGGCCUCUUGCAUGGGCGAAAGCCUCAGUGCCACGCGAUUACCAAUACCGUUCGAAGAAGAGGCCUUUGGCAGACCGGACAUACUGUCUCUUUUUCAAGACUCCGUAUCACGUAUCGACCGCCUCAAACUCACGCUCCUUCAGACGGAGGAGGAAGCGCGUGCCAGUGUGUCCUGGCUCGCAUCCUGUGAACCCAGCCCGUCACUGUUCUUUCACUGUCUUGUGGACCUAGCUGCCAUCGGGCAGGAUAUCAUCAUCAACGUUUAUAGUAUUCAAGGUGUCCACGACUCUGGGAGCCAGAUUGAGCAGCGAAUCCGAAAAUAUAGCAGUAUUCUAGACAUGUGGCUCAGUAAGGUUCCCGAGGCCUACCGAUUCACCUCGGUGAACAGCGAUGGGGUAGACAUUCCGGGUGGCAACAACAGCCAAUGGAAGCGAGAACGCAUUUCCUUAGCCAUGAACUACUACAGCACUCGUAUCAUGCUUUGCCGCCCGUGCCUCACGCACACUGGUUCGCCAUUGAGUAUUCGGUCUGCUGAUCCAGAAGUUGCCCAGCAUUCGUGCCCGAAUUCACGCCCAAACUCCAGUAGUUGCACGCAGUUCCGCUCCAGUAUGGCCCUCAUGUGUAUUCGUUCCGCCCGCUCCCUCCUUGCAUGUCUUCCUCAGACACCAGACAUCAUGUGGAUCACUGCAAUGACUCCUUGGUGGUGCAUCCUCCAUUACAUUAUGCAAGCGACAACCGCUAUUCUUUGUCAUCUUUCCAGCUGGCCAUCUGGGCCCAGCGAACACCCCGCUCAUCCCGUCUUCUCCGAUCUGGGGAGCACGGUCAGGGAGAUUAAGAAGGCCAUGCGCUGGCUCCACCACAUGGCAUACAGACAUGCGGCUCCCGGACGCGCAUUCCGGCAGUGCAACAGCAUUCUGCGGCGUAUUGCCCCGAGCCUGGGUAUUGACCUCAGUGAUCUCCCAAUUGCAGAGACUACUGGUGAAGAUGUAUCACAUUUGAUUGGCAGCAUUGACGAACGCAAGGUUAACAAAGUUCAAUCUGCCCGAGAUGUUUCAGCACCACAUUCCAAUUGA
Aspergillus luchuensis is the source of this 2532-nucleotide messenger RNA. RefSeq lists its product as uncharacterized. Gene Ontology annotation, molecular function: DNA binding; DNA-binding transcription factor activity, RNA polymerase II-specific; zinc ion binding. NCBI's taxonomy places the organism in Eukaryota, Fungi, Ascomycota, Eurotiomycetes, Eurotiales, Aspergillaceae. Gene Ontology annotation, biological process: regulation of DNA-templated transcription; DNA-templated transcription. The record is from RefSeq and is a predicted model, not a curated record. The transcript is spliced from 3 exons. Bases 1 to 2532 code for a protein of 843 amino acids.